Molecule: messenger RNA, 303 nt
Organism: Endocarpon pusillum Z07020
Lineage: Eukaryota; Fungi; Ascomycota; Eurotiomycetes; Verrucariales; Verrucariaceae
Exons: 1
Coding region: 1-303 (100 amino acids)
Source: RefSeq, a predicted model, not a curated record
AUGAAGAGAGAUAGGCAGAGUAAGAAGGAGGAGAAGAAGGAGGAAAAGAAGAAGGAGAGAAAGAAGGAGGAGAAGGAGGAGAAGGAGGAAAAGAAAGAGGAGGAGAAGGAGGAAGAGAAGAAGGAGGAAGAGGAGGAGGAGGAGGAGGAGGAGGAAAAGGAGCAAGAGGAGGAGCAAAAAAAGAAGCAGUAUAAGCAAAUCUACGCCUCAUUACUAUAUAUCUGCCUAUUGACUACUUUUUCGCCUUACGCAAAUUUCAGGUUCCUGCAGCUCAACACCAUGGUUUUGUAUCCUGAAACUUAA